AUGGCACAGCGCGUGGUUUUGUUUCUGCUGUGGCUCUGUGACAGAUCGCUCGCAGGGUUCCCCAAUCAGAUUAAUAUCGGGGGACUGUUCAUGCGCUCCACGGUGCAGGAGCACAGCGCGUUCAGGUUCGCUGUCCAACUCUACAACACCAACCAAAACACCACUGAGAAGCCUUUCCACCUCAACUACAACGUGGACAACCUCGAGUCCUCAAACAGCUUCUCGGUCACCCACGCGUUUUGCUCCCAGUUCUCCCGCGGGGUGUACGCCAUCUUCGGAUUCUAUGACAAGAAGUCCAUGAACACCUUGACCUCCUUCUGCGGCGCCCUGCACACCUCCUUCGUCACACCCAGUUACCCCACCGAUAAUGAGGUGCAGUUUGUCAUCCAGAUGCGCCCCGCCCUCCGGGGCGCCGUCCUCAGCCUGCUCUCUCACUACAAGUGGCAGAAGUUUGUCUACCUCUACGACACGGACCGAGGCUUCUCCAUACUGCAGGCCAUCAUGGAGGCAGCGGUGGCCAACAACUGGCAGGUGACGGCUCGCUCGGUCAGCAGCACAACGGACGCGGCCGAGUUCAAGCGCAUCAUUGAGGAGAUGGACAGGAGACAGGAGAAGCGCUUUGUGAUCGACUGCGAGGUGUCCAGGAUCAACACCAUCUUAGAGCAGGUUGUGACCCUGGGGAAGAACAGCCGUGGUUACCACUACAUUCUGGCCAAUCUUGGCUUUACUAAUGUGAGCUUGGACAAAGUCUUCGCUGGUGGAGCCAACAUUUCAGGGUUUCAGAUUGUCAACCCUGAGAACCCGAUCGUGCAGCAGUUCAUGCAGCGCUGGGAGCGGCUGGAUGAAAGGGAAUUCCCAGAAGCCAGAAACACUCCUCUGAAGUACACUUCAGCACUGACCCAUGAUGCCAUCCUGGUGAUAGCUGAGGCAUUCCGAUACCUGCGGCGCCAACGUGUGGAUGUCUCUCGCCGGGGCAGCGCUGGAGACUGUCUGGCCAAUCCCGCUGUACCUUGGAGCCAAGGCAUCGACAUUGAGAGAGCUCUCAAAACGGUCCAAGUGCACGGUAUGACCGGGAACAUCCAGUUCGACAACUACGGCCGCAGGACCAACUACACCAUAGAUGUUUAUGAGAUGAAAACAGGCGGGCCGAGGAAGAUCGGGUACUGGAACGAGUUCACGCGAUUUGUAAAUAUUAUGGACCCGCAGGUCUCCAACGACUCCUCAGUGGAAAACCGAACCAUUGUGGUCACUACUAUUAUGGAAGCUCCUUAUGUGAUGUACAAGAAAAAUUAUAAUCACCUGGAGGGGAAUGACAGAUAUGAAGGCUACUGCGUCGAUUUAGCAUCUGAGAUUGCCAAACAUGUUGGAAUUAAGUACAAACUGUCUAUAGUAAUGGAUGGGAAGUACGGAGCCCGAGACCCCGAGACCAAGACGUGGAACGGGAUGGUGGGCGAACUGGUCUAUGGGAGAGCAGAUAUAGCUGUUGCACCUCUCACCAUUACUCUGGUUCGAGAGGAGAUGAUAGACUUUUCCAAGCCCUUUAUGAGCUUGGGCAUCUCCAUUAUGAUAAAGAAGCCCCAAAAGUCCAAGCCUGGUGUUUUCUCCUUCCUGGACCCGCUGGCCUAUGAGAUCUGGAUGUGUAUAGUGUUUGCCUAUAUUGGGGUGAGCGUGGUCCUGUUCCUGGUCAGUCGGUUCAGUCCUUAUGAGUGGAACCUUGAGGAACAGGACGAGACCAAAGACCCUCAGACUCCCCCUGAUCCUCCCAAUGACUUUGGCAUCUUCAAUUCCCUCUGGUUCUCACUGGGCGCCUUCAUGCAGCAGGGCUGUGACAUCUCACCCAGGUCUCUGUCGGGCCGUAUCGUUGGUGGUGUGUGGUGGUUCUUCACCCUCAUCAUCAUCUCCUCUUACACAGCCAACCUGGCUGCUUUCUUGACAGUGGAGAGGAUGGUUUCUCCCAUAGAAAGUGCAGAGGAUCUGGCCAAGCAGACAGAGAUAGCAUAUGGCACUCUAGACUCAGGCUCCACAAAAGAGUUUUUUAGGCGAUCCAAAAUAGCAGUGUAUGAGAAGAUGUGGUCAUACAUGAAAUCCGCUGAGCCCUCAGUGUUUGUUAAGACCACGCCCGAUGGCGUAGCCCGGGUACGAAAGUCAAAAGGCAAGUUCGCCUUUCUCCUCGAGUCCACCAUGAACGAGUACAUCGAGCAGCGGAAGCCAUGUGACACCAUGAAAGUGGGCGGGAACCUCGACUCGAAAGGCUACGGUGUGGCGACCCCCAAAGGCUCAGCAUUAAGAACUCCUGUAAACCUUGCAGUAUUGAAACUCAGUGAACAAGGCAUCUUAGACAAGCUGAAAAACAAAUGGUGGUACGAUAAGGGUGAAUGUGGAACCAAGGACUCUGGAAGUAAGGACAAGACAAGUGCUCUCAGUCUAAGCAAUGUGGCUGGGGUCUUCUAUAUUCUGGUCGGAGGGCUGGGGCUGGCCAUGAUGGUGGCUCUGAUAGAGUUCUGUUAUAAAUCCCGGCAAGAAACCAAACGGCUGAAAUUGGCCAAGAAUGCCCAGAAUUUUAAGCCGGCUCCCCCGACCAACACCCAGAACUUUGCCACAUACAGAGAAGGCUACAACGUGUACGGAACCGAGAGCGUUAAGAUCUAG
Messenger RNA from Pleuronectes platessa (European plaice), 2649 nucleotides. It is a transcript of the gene gria3b, whose product is annotated as glutamate receptor, ionotropic, AMPA 3b. NCBI's taxonomy places the organism in Eukaryota, Metazoa, Chordata, Actinopteri, Pleuronectiformes, Pleuronectidae. Bases 1 to 2649 code for a protein of 882 amino acids. Gene Ontology annotation, cellular component: plasma membrane; AMPA glutamate receptor complex; dendritic spine. Gene Ontology annotation, molecular function: AMPA glutamate receptor activity; transmitter-gated monoatomic ion channel activity involved in regulation of postsynaptic membrane potential. Gene Ontology annotation, biological process: modulation of chemical synaptic transmission; monoatomic ion transport; synaptic transmission, glutamatergic. The transcript has 15 exons. The record is from RefSeq and is a predicted model, not a curated record.